Molecule: messenger RNA, 2931 nt
Organism: Mesorhabditis spiculigera
Lineage: Eukaryota; Metazoa; Nematoda; Chromadorea; Rhabditida; Rhabditidae
Source: the annotation of a GenBank genome assembly
AUGGCUCCACAUGAGGCGACACCAACAUGGAGACGGUCGCCAACCCCCCGCUUCUCGUGGCCCCAGUUGAUCAGCCACUGCAAGAAGAUACGGGCUGAUAUUCGUUCCUCGCUGGGCGUCCCCUUCUCUCGGCUCGCAUUGACAGCAAACGCCAAUGGGGAAUGUACAGUCUACGCCCUAGGCACCCCCUCAUCAUCAAACCAGCAGACGAUCCUGACGGCCGAGAUCGGGCCCUCGGCCAGCCAAGUCGUCGUCCUGAAGCCGCUUUUGCAGCACGAGCAUUUUAGGAACAGCAAGAGCGCCGAAUUCUCGCUACAAUGUGAGCGCCAACGUGUCUCGGCCGUGGCCGGCAUCUCCGACUUCCAGAUCCACUCACAAGCGCCCUAUUCCCUGCUCUUCACCACUGGCGCCGAGAUCGUACAAUGUGCAUUCGAUGGUGCACCCCCUUCUGGCCCUCGACUUACGGGUGUUUGGGGCGAUCCGAAGGGCCAGGCAUUCGUCUUCGACGCCCAGCUCUGCCCGAUCGACCCCGGAUUGAUAGCCUUCGUCGCCGAGCGGCAAAUCCACGUGCACCGAUCGGGUCGCCCGAUUUUCGUCUCGCACUCCGAGCGCCACAUCUCCAAUGGAGUCCCAUCAUUUGUCACACAGGAGGAAUUCGACCGCUUCAACGGCAUUUGGUGGUCUCCGGCGUGUAGUCGGCUGCUCUAUGAACAGGUAAACGAGGGCGACGUGCACACACUGACAUUCGAUUGCCCUGGGAAAGAGCCGAGCGAUCCGAUGAGAUAUCCGGUGGCCGGCAGCCCGAAUGCCCAUUCCAGUCUCAGGAUGUUGUUCAUCAACGGAGACAUGGUGGAAGAUCGUGGGCUGCGCGUCGAGCUGAAAGAUCGAUUCCCGUGGCUCGAAUAUCUCGCCAGGGCCGGCUUCUUGUCCGACGGCAAAACGGUGUGGAUCCAGGCGGCGAAUCGUGCCCAAACGAAGCUGUGCUUGAUCCUGAUCCCCGAAUGGGAGUGGCAGGGCCAUUCGCCUCCAUUCGACCGUUCCGAGUUGGCCUGCCUCCCCACAUCUCCCCUCAUCCUCUUCGACGAGUUCUGCGAGUCGUGGCUCAAUUCUCACAACCUGAUCGAGCCGUUGCCCCUCGAGCAUCCCCAGCACAUUUCAUUCAUCUACGGCACUGAGUCGCUAUCCGACUGCCAUUUGUGCCGUCUCGACUCCGAGAUUCGACCAACCGGCCAACUGCUCGCCACGCAAGAACGCCGACUCACCCACGGACCAUGGUCUGUGUGCAAAUCGGCGGGUGUUGUGGUGGAUUCGGUGCGUGGCCACGUCUUCUUCGUCGCCAACAUCAACGGGCCACUCGAGAUGACCAUCUGCGUGACGGGAUAUCGUGACACGACGCAGCGUUCCGUUCAACGCCUCACCGAGCAGGGGUGGAAUUACAAAAACGAGCGAACGGCGUCGAGUCUGGCGCUGAUCCCGGGCGUGGGCUUCGUCUGCUGGCUGUCCCAUUUGGAUGGACCCCCGCAGUGCAGAUUCCACGUGCUUCACUAUCCUGCCGACGGCGGGCUGCCCACUUCCGAAGUGCUUUGCCAGUUGGACACGAUCGGCUGCACGAUUUCGCGUCGUUUCCACGCUGUCGACCGUCCCCUUCUCGUCGACUACAAAUCGCGGAAUAGUGGGCGGACACAUUACGCCCUGCUGCUGCGACCCCGUGAACAUGCGACAGACCGGGAGGGCACUCGAUAUCCCGUCGUUCAUCAUGUCUACGGUGGCCCCGGCAUUCAGACGGUUCGAGCCGAUUGGGCCAUUUGGGUGCAGCUGCUGAAAUUCUCGGAUCUGGGGUUCUGCGUGUUGCUGGCCGACGGACGGGGAUCACAGAAUCGGGGCAAAGAUUUCGAGGCACCCCUCAAAGUGGCGCUGGGCACCGUCGAGGUGGCCGAUCAAAUCGAGGCGUUGAAUGAGGUGGCUCUGCGGACUUGUUGCAUGGAUUUGACCCGAGUGGCCGUCCAGGGCUGGAGCUACGGUGGCUUCAUCUCGCUCAUGUCAAUUGCCAAACACCCGGAAAUCUAUCGAGCAUGUGUGGCUGGGGGUGCUGUCACGGAUUGGAGACUCUACGAUACUGCCUACACCGAGAGAUAUCUGGGCUAUCCGCUGUUCGAUUCGGUGUUGAAACAGUGCUCGGUGGUCGGCGUCGUCGACAAGCUGCCCGAUGAGCCGGGUCGUGUGAUGAUCGUCCACGGUCUACUCGAUGAGAAUGUCCAUUUUCGACACACGGAGGCGUUGAUCGAGGCGAUGCUCAAGGCCGGCAAACCAUAUCAACUGCAGAUCUACCCGUCAGAACGACACGGCAUCCGCUCAUCCGAAUCAGCCGCCCACCUCGACGCCACCUUCAUCCACUUCAUCUGCAAGGCCUUGUUCAUCUUCUUCUUCUUCUUCUUGUUCUUUUCUGCUCAUUUCCCAUCCAAAUGUAUCUACACCAAUUCCCCUCAAUUUCAGGUCAAACUGGCCGGCAAAGCCCUUGGCCAAGGCGUUCGGGCCUUGAUCUACUGCGAAGUCGCCCUUUUCGGAGUUUCUUUCGCGAGUUUCGUGGCGCUGAGAAGGAAAGAGAGUCUCCGUUUUGCCCUCUACCAACAUUUGCCAUCGUUCGCUUCAUUAUACUACACGACAGAAGAUAUUCUAUCUUUUGGUCAACUGACCGGCACAAGACUUCGAUUGAGUGACACGCGAAGAUGGGCCCUAUCGUGGCGGCCCUCGAAAAUCAUUGUGCGUCAAAACGAGCUUCGGCAGACGAUACUCGUCUUUGGCGCCGCGUUGAGCGUCAUCAUGGGAGUGAUUGCCGAGCACGUCUACAAAUCAUGGCCCUCGCCCGAUAUGCCGAUUCAAUCAUUCGAGAAAUCACUUCGAUACGAGGCUGAGACGGCCGGAAGGAGGAAA